Glossina fuscipes is the source of this 1715-nucleotide messenger RNA. It is a transcript of the gene Loxl2, whose product is annotated as lysyl oxidase homolog 3B. Gene Ontology annotation, biological process: peptidyl-lysine oxidation. Gene Ontology annotation, molecular function: protein-lysine 6-oxidase activity; copper ion binding. The transcript has 4 exons. Gene Ontology annotation, cellular component: membrane. Bases 81 to 1589 code for a protein of 502 amino acids. The record is from RefSeq and is a predicted model, not a curated record. NCBI's taxonomy places the organism in Eukaryota, Metazoa, Arthropoda, Insecta, Diptera, Glossinidae.
CGAAUCAAAACAAAAUUAUAUCCUGAUAAUAAGAAUAAAUCCUUUUUCCCUAGCCUUACGAAAUAAUAAUUUAACGAAUUAUGUGCACCGUAUCGUCUUCAAGUGUUUUAAUUAUAUUUGUAGUAUCUUUAAAGAUAUCCUGUGCGAUAGUUCCUCAUACUUCCUUAGAGGAAGCGCGUUUGGAACGUCAACGUUUGGUACAAAAAUAUAUAAAAACUUUAAAUAAAGAGGAGGGAGCAAUACGUUUAGUGGGCGGACGAAAUGAAUAUGAAGGCAAUAUAGAGGUUCUCCAUAACAAUAAAUGGGGUUCGGUAUGCGAUGAUGAAUGGGAUUCGGUUGAGGGUCGAAUUGUUUGUGAACAGCUGGGCUUUCCAGGUCUUAAGAAAAUCACCCAUAGCGGUUACUUUGGGCCGGCGCGUCGUCGAUUUUGGAUGGACAAUCUAUUUUGUGAAGGUCAUGAAAAAGAAUUAACGGAUUGCCACUUCGAUGGUUGGGGGCUAAAUGAUUGUGAGCCCACAGAGGCGGCCGGUGUUAUUUGUCAAUCCCCUGCGGGCGAAGAAACGCUACCCGAAAUAAAACCAGAAUAUUACGAGCCUAAAAGUCGCAUUCACUAUAGUCAACGUAUGGAAAUACGCUUACGAGGCGGCCGCGUACCAAACGAGGGACGAAUAGAAGUUCGUUUGAACGGAGGCGCUUGGGGCAGUAUAUGUUCCGAUGGUUGGUCUUUACUCGAGGCUAACGUUGUGUGUCGCCAAUUAGGUUUAGGCUAUGCGCGCGACGCUUUGCAAACGGAUUACUUCGGCGGAGCGGAUUUGACGCCAGUCUUACUCAGCGGUACUGAAUGUUACGGUAACGAAACCUCUUUGCAGGAGUGUUUACAUUACGAUUUUAGUCGUGGAACUUCGACAUGUCAUGGCGAACGUAAUCACGUAGCCGUAGUUGUUUGCCAUAUAUUGGCUCCCGAUUUAGUUGUCGAUUAUUACGAAAUUGAACGCACGGCCCAUUUAGAAGAUCGCCCGAUGGCUUUAAUGCAGUGCGCCAUGGAGGAGAAUUGUGUGGCCAAUGAGGCUUACGAUAUACAACGCGACGAUCCUAAUUGGCGUUAUGUGACUAGACGCCUGUUGAAAUUUACCGCCAGUGCUUUAAAUGCUGGCAACACAGAUUUUCGACCCUUUAAAGACAAGAGUAUGUGGGAAUGGCAUAUGUGUCAUAUGCACUAUCACAGCAUGGAAGUGUUUGCUACUUUCGAUAUUUAUGAUGCACGGGGCAGUAAAGUGGCUCAAGGUCAUAAAGCAUCGUUUUGCUUGGAGGAUAGCCAAUGUCUGCCGGGUAUACCCAAGAAAUAUAAUUGCGCGAAUUUCGGAGAUCAAGGAAUCUCUGUUAAUUGCUCGGAUGUUUAUUUAUAUAACCUAGACUGCCAAUGGGUUGAUAUAACCGAAAUGAAUACCGGUUUGUAUACCUUGAAAAUUGCCAUAAAUCCUGAAUUUAAAGUUUCCGAAAUGAGUUUCGAUAAUAAUGCUGCCAUUUGUAAUUUAUUAUAUACCGAUACUUAUGCUCGUGUAGAUAAUUGUAGAUUAGAGAGACCCUGAUUUUUUUUUUUUUUUUUUUUAAUAUACAUCCAUUUAUACAUAUAGAAUAUCUACAUAACUUUAGUUAACACAUUUAAUGAUCUUUAUAUUUAAAAAGCAAGAGAGAGAACCUGUGCCAAAUAUUAA